Molecule: messenger RNA, 417 nt
Organism: Lodderomyces jiufengensis
Lineage: Eukaryota; Fungi; Ascomycota; Pichiomycetes; Serinales; Debaryomycetaceae
Exons: 2
Coding region: 1-417 (138 amino acids)
Biological process (GO): nuclear-transcribed mRNA catabolic process, RNase MRP-dependent; intronic box C/D snoRNA processing; tRNA processing
Cellular component (GO): ribonuclease MRP complex; nucleolar ribonuclease P complex
Molecular function (GO): ribonuclease MRP activity
Source: RefSeq, a predicted model, not a curated record
AUGUCCUUUUUGGUACCCAAAAAUAGAACAGUUAAAGAAACUAAUCCUUGGUGUUACUUAGAUAUUGCAAUACAGCCAGAUCCAAUAAUACAUGCAGAUACAAAUGAAUCAAAACAACUACUAUCAACAUAUGAAACCAUUGAAAUGGAUUUAAUAACAUGGAACACACUAAUCUUAACAAGUUUAAACAAAUUAUAUGGAUUAAUUGGUGAAUCAUCACCAUUUGAAAUUAUAAAACAUAAUAAUAACCCACUUCAAAAACAAAUCAUACUCAAAAUACAAGUUGAAGAUCAAUCAAAAUUUAAUAAUUCACUAAUGAGUUAUACUUUUAAUUUAAGUAAAUAUUUUAAUGAUUUGAAUUUAAAUUGUAAUUUUAAAAUAAAUAAAAUUGAGAAUUAUGUUGGAUUGGUAUUAUAG